GUCGACGUGUGUGAAUGUGUCAGUCCUACUGAAGGGCCUACAGGAGGUGAUGGAGUCAUCACAACAGACUGGAUCCGGCCCGGGGAGUCCCUCCUCCUCUUCCUCCUCGCUCCAGAUCCGUCUCGCCCGACUGGAGGAGAGCGGCAGCAGCCCCGCCCCCAGCUCUGUGGCGGCGCUGCAGAUUCCCGUCCAGAUCCCGCUGCAGAUCACACAUCUGGCUGCAGAUUCCUCAGCAGCCGCCAGCGACAGUGAAACCAUCACUCUGAACACAGGAGCUCUGCAGACCUUCGAGAUUCUGCCUUCGUUCCACCUGCAGCCCACCGGCACCCCAGGGACCUACUACCUCCAGACGACGUCCAAUCAGGGCCUGCCGCUCAGCCUCUCCACCGGUCAGGGCCUCCCUCUCAGUUUGUCUGGUAACAGCACUGUUACCUUGACGACAGGCUCGUCCCCGUCGCCACACGAACACAUCAUCCUUCACAGCCUGUCGACGGACGGCCUCUGCUCCAGCGACGGUGUCAUCAUCCAGACGGUCACCUCUGACCCCGCCUCCUCCGACCCUCUUAGCCAAUCACAGCUGGUGGUGGAGACGGAGGGGCAGGGCCAGGAAAACCACCUCGACGCCACAAGUCUCCUGGAGAGUUCAGAGAGCGUCGUCACGGAAACACAGGAGCCAAUGACAGACGGCUUCACCGACAAGGAGAUGAGCUCCCCCUCUGUUGAGGAUCAAGUGGUGCAUUCUGGGAUAUCAUCUGGCAGCUCUGUGCUGAUUGUGUCACCCCCCAACAUCAGCAGCACACUGACAGAUCCAAUCUUAGAGAACCAGGAAGGUUCAGACUGAGCUGAACCUUCAUCUCCACGACGACAGCAGCGCUCUGAGUUGAACUGUGAGUUGAAGUCUGACGCUCGUCCCUGGUUUAAUCCAGGAUGUGAACAUUAAAAGAAACAGACUUCUGAAUCUGUCUGAAGCUUCAUGUGUUUGAAGCUUUGGUUUGAAACCCCCUGGAAGAAAUGUGAACGCUCCUCUCGCCCUCGGCCGUCAGCGACGUCCUCUCAGCUUCUACAGUGCCAAAGAGACUCUAAAGGCUGUGAUGGAAAUAUGGGCGUUUUCAUCAGGACAACCUUUUUUAAAAGAAGGAAGAGGAAAUAUUCUGAAUCGAAUGAAAAAUAAAUCCUGUCCAGAGCAAUUUGCUUGUUUUUUAAAGAGGACCCCGGGU
Molecule: messenger RNA, 1217 nt
Organism: Paralichthys olivaceus (Japanese flounder)
Lineage: Eukaryota; Metazoa; Chordata; Actinopteri; Pleuronectiformes; Paralichthyidae
Source: RefSeq, a predicted model, not a curated record